AUGAUAACUAAUGGUAAUCAAAGAUUAUUACCACCAGGUCCAUGGAAAUUGCCUCUUGUUAGAAGUUUGCAUCACCUUAUUGGAGAACUUCCACAUCAUGCUCUUAGAAAUUUAGCUAGAAAAUAUGGGCCACUGAUGCACUUGCAGCUAGGUGAAGUUCAUGCAGUUGUUGUAUCAUCUCCUCAUUUGGCAAAACAAUUUCUUAAAGUUCAUGACCAUUCUUUUGCAGCAAGGCCAGAGCUUAUGGUCUCUGAUAUAAUCUUUUAUCGUCAAAAAGACAUUGUAUUUUUAAAAUAUGGCGAUUACUGGAAACAUAUCGUAAAAUAUGCAUUUUCAGAGUUACUCGGUGCAAGAUGGUCAAGUCAUUACAGUUUAAUUCGACAAGAUAGAGGUGGGUUUGAUGUGGCCGAUCUCUUUCCUUCGUGGAUAUUACUUCAUGAAAUCAGCGGAAUGAGAAACAGAUUGAUGAGUAUGCAUCAAAAGAUUGAUGUAAUAUUGGAGAACAUUAUUAAUGAACAUAAAGAUAAUCAAGCAAAUGGGAAGAAGGGCAAUGGUGAGUUUGGAGGGGAGAGGAAUAGAUUAAAGAAACAUAGUGGGAAUCUUAUCUUGGUUUUAAUUGUUGGUAGUGAGGAUAAUUUUGCCCCUAGGAGUUUGCAAAUUGCUGCCCUGUUCCACAAAUGGAAUUCAAUAAAGUUGAGCCCUUCAGCUGAUCUUGGCAUUCACAGAGUUUCCCAAGCCAGAGGAGCUUUUUUGGAUUUUUCAGAACCCCCAAGAAAUGUUCUGCAGAUAUUGAAAUUUAGUGGACCAACACCUAAUCCUAGCAAUCAUCUUCUCUACUAUGGGCAUACAUUGCUCAAUGGUGAUCUUUUUGGAAGAGAGUGGCACACCUAG
Lycium ferocissimum is the source of this 891-nucleotide messenger RNA. RefSeq names its product premnaspirodiene oxygenase-like. Gene Ontology annotation, molecular function: monooxygenase activity; heme binding; iron ion binding. Bases 1 to 891 code for a protein of 296 amino acids. The record is from RefSeq and is a predicted model, not a curated record. The transcript has 5 exons. NCBI's taxonomy places the organism in Eukaryota, Viridiplantae, Streptophyta, Magnoliopsida, Solanales, Solanaceae.